UUGCCACGCCGCCCUGUAUCAUUUACCUACACCUUUGACAGGAAAUUAUCUCUUCGUCAAUCUUUUCGUGAACCCAACCACAAUGCCUACCUCCUUCGACCUCACCGACAAAGUCGCCCUAGUCACCGGUGCCGGCCGGGGCCUGGGCGCCGCCAUCGCCAAAGAGCUCGCCUCCCACGGGGCCUCAGUCGUGGUCAACUACGCUCGCUCCGCGGCGGCUGCUCAGCGCGUCGUCGACGAGAUCGAAGCCCUCCCCGGCAACCCUCGGGCCGUCGCCAUCCAGGCGGACGUGACCCAGCCGGCUGAGGUGACGCGGCUGUUCGAGGCGGCCAUCGAGCACUUUGGCAAGAUCGACAUCGUCAUGUCCAACUCCGGGAUGGAGGCCUUCUCCGCCGAGGAGGACGUGACCGCGGAGUUGUACGACGAGGUGUUUGGGCUGAACACGCGGGCGCAGUUCUUCGUCGCCCAGCACGCCCUCAAGUACGGCAGCCACGGCGGCCGCCUGAUCCUGACCUCCUCCGUCGCUGCCCAGAUGACCGGCGUCAAGAACCACGCCCUAUACGCCGGCUCCAAGGCUGCCGUCGAGGGCUUCACCCGCAGCUUCGCCGCCGACUGCGGCCCCAAGAAGAUGACCGUCAACGCCGUCGCCCCCGGCGGCAUCUACACCGAUAUGUACCUCGAGAACUCGUGGCACUACGCCCCCAAUGGCUACCCCGGCAUGCCCAUCGAGCAGAUCGACAAGGGCAUUGCCAGUCUGUGUCCGCUGGGCCGCACAGGCAAGCCCCUCGAUGUCGCACGGGUGGUUGCCUUUUUGAGCUCGGCAGAGGGCGAGUGGAUCAACGGCCAAGUGAUUAAGUUGACUGGUGGUUCCAGUGCAUAAGGGAGAUACAGUGUAGCUGGUGCGGUUUUGCUUUCUAGUUUUGGGAUUUUGCUGCUUUUAGAGAAGUGUACAUGGCCUUUCUUCAAUGUCGCGCACGAUACGAAUGUAAAUGCUCGGACACGUACAAAUUGCCUAUUGUCAAUGGAUUGUUUCCAAGUUUAAGAAUUCGGUGCCUUUACUCUUAAGUUGCUCAUAAUUUCUACAGACAGUGGCAUAAAAAG
Molecule: messenger RNA, 1101 nt
Organism: Aspergillus uvarum CBS 121591
Lineage: Eukaryota; Fungi; Ascomycota; Eurotiomycetes; Eurotiales; Aspergillaceae
Product: putative versicolorin reductase
Exons: 2
Coding region: 83-880 (265 amino acids)
Molecular function (GO): oxidoreductase activity
Source: RefSeq, a predicted model, not a curated record